Molecule: messenger RNA, 4313 nt
Organism: Phialemonium atrogriseum
Lineage: Eukaryota; Fungi; Ascomycota; Sordariomycetes; Cephalothecales; Cephalothecaceae
Product: putative cell division control protein 25 protein
Exons: 4
Coding region: 194-3934 (1246 amino acids)
Biological process (GO): positive regulation of GTPase activity; Ras protein signal transduction
Cellular component (GO): plasma membrane
Molecular function (GO): protein binding; guanyl-nucleotide exchange factor activity
Source: RefSeq, a predicted model, not a curated record
CUGGAAAGUAACCCGACUUUGCUGCCGCAGCCAUUGACGAGGCCAGUCGAAACGACCAUCUCGUCGCAUUCCUGCAUCUAGACACUCAGAUACUACUUGAAGAUGAUGAGGACGGAACAAGGCUGAGUGGCUGAACCAUGACCUAGUUCCCCUCGCCCUUUCCGCUUCAAUACAAUUUACGACAACUUCAGCCAUGCUUAUGACACAGUCCGCAGUGUCGGCACUCCAGGGUCAGAAUUCCAACGCUUCGUACGACUCUCGCUCCAAGAGAUCUGCUGCUGCUGCCGCCGCCGGAGCCUCUUCAUCUCCAUCCUUCACCUCCGAUCCUCUCGAUCUUGCAAACCGUUCCCAAUUUCUCGACUCCCCCGAACCGGUGUCGUUGGACCGCUCCGACUUCCCCCGUGAUCCUAAUUCUUACAUCCCCUCCGACCAGCAGGUUUCGCUGUCACAGAUGAACGGUAUUGUGGGUACGGCGCCGCCCGGUACCAUGUACGUUCGGGCGUUAUACGACUAUGAAGCGGACGACAGGACAAGCUUGAGCUUCCACGAGGGAGAUAUCAUCCAGGUUAUUACCCAGCUGGAGAGCGGAUGGUGGGAUGGCGUCAUCAACGGAGUCCGAGGCUGGUUUCCAAGCAAUUACUGCCAGGCCAUUACUAGUUCCGAUGAACUCCCCGAACCCGACCAGAACGGCGUCGACGACCACGGCGAUGAGGAUCCAGAAGAUGUCGACGUCUAUGAUGAGAGCUUUGACGACGAUGAGGGUUCUGAUCAAGAUGACACUUCCGGACUGCCGCUCGAAGGGACCGAGGGGGACAAGUCGAGGGCGGACUUCUGGAUACCGCAAGCGACUCCCGAUGGCAGACUAUUUUAUUACAAUACCAUGACAGGCGAAAGCAGCAUGGAGCUACCGCUCGAAUCUCCAUCGUCAGUCACCGAAACGGGCCCUAGGGACCGCAUGAACGUCAACUUCCCUGACAAGACACGGCCGCCUCCCGAGAUGAUGGCUAGAGGCCUGAUGCAAGACGAAGGGGACGAGUCUGACGUCAACUCAGCUUCAGAGCUCGAGGGAGAGUCUAUUAUGUUGGCGUCACGGAGCGCACUGGCACGCACGCGCCAACAGUAUGGCAACGAAGGCAUAUCUCCUGCCACCUCGAUGGAUUCGAUCAACGGGCAGUCGCCAGCCACAAGGAUUGGCCGAAGCGAUACUUUCUCAAAUACUGGUCUGAGCCAGACGCCUGCCAUAGCUGCGGCUACUUCGUUCACCAGCACGACGUUUAACCUCCCGACAGCAGCCACGAUACCCCGCUCGUUCUUUGACGAUGGGUCCACCCCACCUCUCACAUGGAAUCGAUUGGUGACGAAUAUGAAGAAGGCCAUCGACCGGUACCGCGAGGCCAUAGCCACGAGUAACCGGUCUGAAUAUGUAGCCAGAGCGGAGGAUAUUUCGGAUCAUCUCCGCCUGCUCCUCGCCGCCGGUUCUGGCACGACCGACAACCACUCUGGCCAACCUUCAAUCAUCUCUACUAACAAGGCCCUUUACCCGCAUUUCCGAGACAUGAUGUCCAAGUUCUCCAAGCUUGUCAUUUCCUCGCAUAUUGCCUCUGCAGACUGGCCCAAUGCCGAGUCGGUCCAAAAAUGUCUUCAGGAGGCAGACGGCGUUCUGCUAGGCGUCUUCAGCUACGUCGAUGUCGCCAGGCAGCAACGCGGUGAGGAGAUCCCCCGCCUCUUCCCUGGCUUCGUCAUCGGGAGUAACGCGGGCGGGAGCUGGCAGAACAAUGGGCUAGGGCCUCGUGACCCCAUCGCAUCCAACUUCUUAGAAGACGACGAGGGAGCGAUUGAGCCGACGGCCAUCCUCGACGGGAAGCUGCUAGAGAGAUUGGACGAGCUCAAGCGAAUGCUCGUGUCGAGUAUCCGAGAGCUGGACAAGAACCUCGUCGUCACGGACAAGAUCAUCACGCCUUUCAAGCACGAAGUCGUUGGGAACAACGUCUGUUCCGCGGGCGGAAAGGUGCUGGAAAUGUUCAAGCCCUGGAUUGCAAUGAUCGAGUCGAUAGAUCUAUCGUCGCUGGGCAACAGCUUCCAGACCCCACAACUAUCCGAUUUCAGCACGAACAAGCAGAGCUUGUACGACAACGUCUCAGACCUCCUUUUAGGCUGCCAAGCCGUCGCCGGGCCUCUGGCGGAUGAAUGGGCUGAAGUUCGUGGCCAGGCGCUGGAGGAAAGGCUGGAAUAUGUGAGACAUUGCGCAAGAGCUCUGGAGACAAACUCGUCCCAUAUCGGCUUCUCUCUCCAGUUACUCUCGGAGCAAGUACAGAUCAAUCUGCAACAGCAGCAAAAGCAGCAAGUGGACACUCGCAUGAGGGACGAUGGCCUCCAACGGGAGCAGCUCAAGAGAGGGGACACAAUGCCUUACGAGCGAUCGCAUCAGCGUGUCGAGUCGCGCGGGCUCAUGAGGCCGGCCAUGAUUGGAUCGCAGUCGUUUACUGAGGGCGAGGGGGCUCCCAGGGUCAUCAACAAGGGCGAUCCUACUAAACUUGCAAAAUUCUUUGGCCAAAACCCGUCGCCCAUCACACCGAUUGCGCCUAUCAUGGAUGACGUGCCCCUCUUCAUGCGGCUGGACUACGAGCUCGAGCUCUCCUGGGACCUCAAGUCGCAGCCCCCUGCCAUCAAAGGUGGUUCCCUCAUGGCUCUGGUAGAGCAGGUGACCCGGCAUGACAAACUCGAUUCGAACUUUAACAACACCUUCCUUCUCACGUACCGAUCGUUCACGACGGCACGCGAGCUGUUUGAGCUCCUGGUGAAGAGGUUCAACAUUCAGCCGCCCGAAGGGUUGAGCCAGUCCGACUACGAUGCCUGGCGCGUGGGCAAGCAAAUCCCCAUUCGCCUGCGGGUUGUCAACGUUCUCAGGAUGUGGUUCGACGGUUUCUGGUUCGAGGAACCAGGCGAGGAGACGAGGCAGCUGAUCCGGGAUGUCUACAGCUUUGCAAGGGACACGGUCAAGUCGACGGAAACAGCGGGAGCGGCUCCACUGAUGGCUGUUAUAGAUCAGCGGCUGAGCGGCAAGGAAGUCGGCCGGCGCAUGAUCCAGACAGUGAAUCAGAACACCCCGGCGCCAAUCAUGCCGAGGAACAUGAAGAAACUCAAAUUCCUCGACAUCGACGUCGUUGAGUUUGCCCGGCAGCUUACCAUAAUCGAAUCCCGGCUGUACGGUAAAAUCAAGCUCACUGAAUGUCUCAACAAGACGUGGCAGAAGAAGGUUGGCGAGGGCGAGCCGGAGCCCGCGCCCAACGUCAAGGCGCUCAUCCUGCACUCGAACCAGAUGACCAAUUGGGUCGCUGAGAUGAUUCUUGCGCAGGGCGAUGUGAGGAAGCGAGUGGUGGUUAUCAAGCACUUUGUUGCAGUUGCCGACAAAUGCCGGACUCUGAACAAUUUCUCCACCCUGACUUCUAUCAUAUCAGCGCUGGGCACAGCGCCCAUUGCGCGCCUCAAACGGACAUGGGACCAGGUUCCCCAGCGCGUCCACGUCAACCUCGAGACCAUGCGGAAGUUGAUGGCCAGCACAAAGAAUUUCGGGGAAUACAGGGAAACGCUGCAUGCUGCUAACCCACCUUGCAUUCCCUUCUUUGGUGUCUACUUGACCGACCUCACCUUCAUCGAGGACGGCAUACCCUCGGUCAUCAAGAAGACCAACAUGAUCAACUUUGCAAAGCGAUCAAAGACAGCCGAAGUGAUCCGGGAUAUUCAGCAGUACCAGAACGUCGCAUACUCUCUCCAACCGGUCCCAGAGUUGCAAGACUAUGUUUUGAGCAACAUGCAAGCUGCUGGAGAUGUACACGAGAUGUACGACAAGAGCUUGCAGAUCGAGCCGCGCGAGAGAGAGGACGAAAAGAUUGUAAGGUAUGUGGAAAUGCGCGUGAGCGCGUGGCGCGCAUAGCGUCACGUAGAGGUGUCCUAUUUGCUGCUUGAUCGGCGAGGCCGGGUUUGUCCAUCACGCUUCCCUACUCUACACUCCCAUGCUCUACACUCAUAUUCGGGCGUUACAGUACUACUUCGAGGUCAUGAGCUAAUUCGGGCUGUGUCACAAUGCAGGGUCCUGGCAGAAUCCGGCUUCCUAUGAGCAUGACAAACUCCUACACCAUCCUCCUCUCACCCGCCAGCCACCCACAUAACCGCCGUCCUGCUGCAUUUUCUGGACCUGCGCCGAGGUGUGCUCGACAAAUUCCAACCUUGGCGAACGAAGUUAAUCAUGCGACAUAUUAACACGAAAACGACGACCUUAACGACUCCAUUCAACGCAGGCAAGGAAAUGCCAU